This is a messenger RNA of Aspergillus fumigatus Af293, 1020 nucleotides long. It is a transcript of the gene fgaMT, whose product is annotated as 4-dimethylallyltryptophan methyltransferase easF. The record is from RefSeq and is a predicted model, not a curated record. Gene Ontology annotation, molecular function: methyltransferase activity. Bases 1 to 1020 code for a protein of 339 amino acids. The transcript is spliced from 2 exons. NCBI's taxonomy places the organism in Eukaryota, Fungi, Ascomycota, Eurotiomycetes, Eurotiales, Aspergillaceae.
AUGACGAUUUCAGCUCCUCCCAUUAUUGAUAUCCGGCAAGCGGGGCUUGAAAGCUCAAUUCCUGACCAAGUUGUCGAAGGUCUCACGAAAGAAGUGAAAACCCUCCCAGCUCUACUUUUCUACAGCACGAAGGGAAUUCAGCACUGGAACCGCCACUCCCAUGCUGCCGACUUUUAUCCCCGACAUGAGGAACUAUGUAUUCUGAAAGCCGAGGCUUCAAAGAUGGCAGCAUCUAUAGCCCAGGAUAGUCUCGUCAUAGAUAUGGGCAGCGCAAGUAUGGACAAGGUCAUCUUACUGCUUGAGGCGCUUGAAGAGCAAAAAAAAUCCAUUACAUACUACGCCCUUGACCUCAGCUACUCUGAGUUGGCCUCGAACUUUCAGGCCAUACCUGUGGACCGCUUCCAUUACGUCCGUUUUGCUGCCCUCCACGGCACAUUUGACGAUGGUCUGCAUUGGCUUCAGAACGCACCAGACAUCCGAAACCGUCCUCGUUGCAUCCUUCUAUUUGGUUUAACUAUCGGGAACUUUUCACGCGACAAUGCAGCAAGUUUCCUGAGGAAUAUCGCACAAUCUGCCCUCUCCACAUCACCCACGCAAAGCUCUAUCAUUGUAAGUCUCGACAGCUGCAAAUUGCCCACCAAGAUUUUACGCGCGUACACUGCGGAUGGAGUAGUUCCCUUCGCACUUGCGUCGUUAAGUUAUGCCAACUCCCUGUUUCACCCCAAGGGCGACAGAAAAAUUUUUAACGAGGAAGAUUGGUACUUCCAUAGUGAAUGGAACCAUGCCCUAGGACGGCACGAAGCAUCUCUAAUCACGCAAUCCAAGGACAUUCAGCUGGGUGCUCCUCUAGAGACUGUCAUCGUGCGCAGGGAUGAGAAGAUCCGUUUUGGGUGCAGUUAUAAAUAUGAUAAAGCCGAACGGGACCAGCUCUUUCACUCCGCUGGUCUGGAGGAUGCAGCUGUAUGGACAGCCCCAGACUGUGAUGUGGCAUUUUACCAGUUGAGACUGCGUCUGAACUGA